This is a messenger RNA of Rotaria sordida, 755 nucleotides long. The record is from the annotation of a GenBank genome assembly. NCBI's taxonomy places the organism in Eukaryota, Metazoa, Rotifera, Eurotatoria, Philodinida, Philodinidae.
AUUAUGGAAAUGAUCCACAACAAACAAUUAAUAUAGUUUUAGAACAUGUAGAUCCUAUUGUUUUAACUCCAAAAUCAAUAUCUGUAGUAAAUACAAGACGAUCAAGUUCAAAAUGUAGAAAUUUCUUUGUUAGACUUCUACUUCGUCGUGAUGUUAAUUCUUCACUUAGUGAUUGGUCAUUACUAGUUCUUGCUCUAGCUGUUCGAGCUGGUGUUAAAGAUAUUGUUGAAUUAUUAUUAAAGAAAAAAGCUCAAGUUAAUUGUCGUAUAAAUGUUGUUCGUCAUGCUUCUUUAAUUCCAUUACAUAUUGCUUGUGAACAUGGAGCACAUGUCAAUGCAGAAUCAUUACCAAGUGGUCAAGAAUAUUUAUCAGUUACUGAUCCAUCAGUUAUCGAUAUACAUAGAAUAAAUGACUCUGUUCCACAUGGUCGUACUCCUUCACAUAUUGUAUGUGCACAUGAAGCAACAGAAGAUACAUUAUCUCUAGUUCGUCUACUUCUUGAACAUCAUGCUAAUCCAAAUGCUGUAUGUAAUGGUCGAACAUUACCUUCACUCGCUAUCACUCUUGGAAAUGAACGUUUAGUUGAUUUACUUAUCAAUCAUGAAACAACACAUCCGUCGACUUCACUCGGACUAGGAAAUGGAAAAGUAUUACGUGCUAUUUUAUCAACAGUUCAAGAAUCUCAAUGGACUUAUGCUAAACGAUUAGAAUUAGUAUGUAAAGAAUCGAUUAAAAGAAAUUUACUUAAUUUAUAG